Molecule: messenger RNA, 286 nt
Organism: Pneumocystis murina B123
Lineage: Eukaryota; Fungi; Ascomycota; Pneumocystomycetes; Pneumocystales; Pneumocystaceae
Exons: 2
Coding region: 17-286 (89 amino acids)
Source: RefSeq, a predicted model, not a curated record
GAAUUAAAGCUAAAAUAUGAAAAAACAUGAACAAGUUCUUUUUGAUGAAAUUGAUUAUGAUGAUAAAGAAGCUUUACAAGCAGCUAAGUUAUAUGCCGUUCGAGAAAGUUGGAUUCAGGCGAUGGAAUUACGACUAGUGAGAGAUAAACUUGAUAAAUGUUAUAAAAUAGAAGGAGUUAAUCAUUACGAAAACUGCAAAGAACUUUCAGAACGUUACUGGAACAUGUUAAGACAGGGUCAUAAAGUUAAAGGAUAUAUGUCAAAAGAACGAAUGAUUAAGGAUUAA